This is a messenger RNA of Phascolarctos cinereus (koala), 3214 nucleotides long. It is a transcript of the gene TFAP2B, whose product is annotated as transcription factor AP-2 beta. The record is from RefSeq and is a predicted model, not a curated record. Gene Ontology annotation, cellular component: nucleus. Gene Ontology annotation, molecular function: RNA polymerase II transcription regulatory region sequence-specific DNA binding; DNA-binding transcription factor activity, RNA polymerase II-specific. Gene Ontology annotation, biological process: regulation of cell population proliferation; regulation of transcription by RNA polymerase II; anatomical structure development. Lineage: Eukaryota; Metazoa; Chordata; Mammalia; Diprotodontia; Phascolarctidae.
AUUUUGAAUAUGGAGGUUUUUAAACAUAUUUAUCACCUGGAGUAGAUAUCUAUUCAUUAAAUGAACAUUUAGAGCCUCUAUUCUAUGUAUGACCCAGAAGUGCUAUAUAGCUAACAGUGUGUGUACAUGGGUGUAAAUACACGUAUAUCAUAUUUAAUAUAUAUAUAUAUAUGUUGCAUAUAAGUCCUCUGUGUGUAACAGAUAAUGUUUUACUAUCCGACUGAGGUUUACUUCUCCAGCCUAUUGUUUCAGACAACAGAUAUAAGUUGCGAUGGGAGAGGAGCGCCGGAUUUGGUGUCUAUCCCCCAUUUCCAAUUAUAGAUGGAUCAUUUCAGACAGAGAAGUACUGAGAAUCCAGACAUCUGCUCUUCACAUGAAUGCACUCACCUCCUAGAGAACAGGCUGCCAUCAUGCUCUGGAAACUGGUUGAAAAUGUCAAGUACGAAGACAUCUAUGAGAUGUUAGUCCACACCUAUUCAGCCAUGGACCGGCAUGAUGGAGUCCCCAGCCACAGUUCUAGGCUGUCCCAGUUGGGUUCAGUGUCCCAGGGACCCUACUCAAGCGCCCCUCCGUUGUCUCACACUCCGUCCUCGGAUUUCCAGCCGCCCUAUUUCCCACCCCCUUACCAGCCGCUUCCCUAUCACCAGAGCCAGGAUCCUUACUCCCACGUUAAUGAUCCCUACUCCCUGAAUCCCUUGCACCAACCCCAGCAGCAUCCUUGGGGGCAGAGGCAGAGGCAAGAAGUGGGGUCAGAAGCCGGCUCUCUCCUGCCACAGCCUCGGGCCGCCUUGCCUCAGCUCUCGGGACUGGAUCCGAGGAGGGACUACCACUCAGUCAGGCGGCCUGAUGUGCUGUUACACUCGGCCCACCAUGGACUGGACUCUGGCAUGGGGGACAGUCUCUCCUUGCAUGGCAUCGGACACCCAGGAAUGGAAGACGUUCAGUCAGUUGAAGAUGCCAAUAACAGCGGCAUGAAUCUAUUGGACCAGUCUGUCAUUAAAAAAGUUCCUGUUCCUCCCAAAUCUGUGACUUCUCUGAUGAUGAAUAAAGAUGGCUUCCUGGGAGGAUGUGUUAAUACAGGCGAGGUGUUUUGUUCUGUUCCUGGACGUUUGUCCCUGCUCAGUUCAACCUCAAAGUACAAAGUGACCGUAGGGGAAGUUCAAAGACGACUCUCCCCUCCUGAAUGCCUGAACGCUUCUCUCCUUGGAGGAGUCCUGCGAAGAGCCAAAUCGAAAAAUGGGGGGAGAUCUUUGAGAGAAAGGCUAGAAAAAAUCGGUUUGAAUUUACCCGCGGGCAGGCGCAAAGCCGCAAAUGUCACUUUACUCACCUCCCUGGUGGAAGGAGAAGCUGUUCAUUUAGCUCGGGACUUUGGGUACAUUUGCGAAACUGAAUUUCCCGCCAAAGCUGUUUCGGAAUAUCUAAACCGGCAGCACACCGAUCCCAGUGAUCUGCACUCCCGAAAGAAUAUGCUCCUGGCUACAAAGCAACUGUGUAAAGAAUUUACAGACCUACUCGCCCAGGACAGGACACCCAUUGGAAACAGUAGGCCCAGCCCCAUUUUGGAACCCGGGAUUCAGAGCUGUUUGACCCACUUCAGCCUCAUCACCCACGGCUUUGGGGCUCCAGCUAUCUGCGCUGCCCUCACAGCACUGCAGAACUACCUGACAGAGGCUCUCAAAGGCAUGGACAAGAUGUUUUUGAACAACAGCACCACUAACAGGCACACAUCUGGGGAAGGACCAGGUAGUAAAACUGGAGACAAGGAGGAAAAACACAGAAAAUGAUUUUUUUAAAGGAAAAGGGAAAAAUCUUUUAAAUAAAAAAAGAAAAAAGAAACAUUUUAAUUUUAGCUUUAAAAUAUUGGAUUGGCUUUGGAAGAAUUAUAUUAGGUAGAGCACACACACAAACAAAAGUUAACAAAAAACAAAAGAAAAUAACUUUUUAAAAAUCAGAGGCGCACAACGGAGCAACACUACCGGUUCUCGGUGUCUAUUCAAGAUACACUUGGAGACAACCUCUCGGAUUUUCCACAUCGGUUCUUUCGAUCUUAGUAAUGCUGAUAAUAAAAAAACAACCCUGAUUUUUUUUCUUUGGAAAAAUAAACAUAAGACAAAACAUGAGAAACAGUAACUUAUUGGAAGAAAAUCGGAUAAACAUUGGUGGUGUCAGUGCUUUGAAAUCUGGUUGGCUGAGACGCACGAACUGUUUUUAGACAAUUCUUUCCCUUUCUCCUCCCUUCGAACUUUCCUCCUCCCUCAUUCCCAAUUCAUUCUCUCUUCUUCUCCCUCCCUUCUUCCCUGUCUCCAUUACGAAAGUCUUCCGGGAUGAAAUGUUUGUGUCUGGGACUUAGGCGUUGCAUUUAAAACCUUUCAUUUUCACUUGACGCUUCGUUUUUAAGUCACAGGUACCAUUUUCCCCUUGCAUAGCUUUGAUGGUUAGGAUUAGCGAAGGGGAGGUGGAAGUUGAUGGGGCUGGGAAGGGGAAGGCCAACAGCUGUAGAGGAGGUCGCUGCGAUCUUUGGCAGGGACUAGGGAGAGAGCCUGGGAAUCUGGAAUAUAAGGACGAAUAAGCUGUAUUAGUCAUCUGCUUCAGCUUCCUCAUUUCCUUAAAGAAGUGUUUCUAUUUCCCAGCAACGCCAGCGUCUGCACAGGAACCUCCCAUUUGUUCUAAUAUCUGUGUGAGGUACCGGUUUUCAGAACUGUAGCAAAAGAAAACAAAACAAAAAUACGAAUAAGUUAAUUAGUAUGUAUUCCUUCGGAGGGGUAUGUACCAUUUCAUUCUCUUCUGUUUUCCAAAGCUGUGCCAGCAUGGUUUAUGAGCUUCUUCAAAGAGGACUUGGGCUUUCUACACAAUCUAUAAGGUACAGAGACAAGCAAAGUUCUGAUACUUUUUUAAUCAAAGCCGGUAAUUUCAGGAUUCUGCAGGUGCACUUCUUUAAAGAAGCUCAAAGGGAAUAAUUUAGGAAGCACCCGAUAUCGAGGUGGAAACAGCUGUCAAAAUGGUUGUUGCUAACAGUGACCUGAGCCCUGGGAUUCUAUGCAGAAACCAAAUUAAAGGGGAGAAAGGGGAGAGUCUACAGGAAAUUGGGGGAAGGUGAGAAAGGGAGGGGAGCCCAGUAUUCUUGGCAUAUUCUUUCCUCUAGUAGAUUCCACUUCUCUAGAGGAAAUUAUUGAGAUGGUCUAGGAUUCUUGUUUUUCCACGAAAAGCAGGGGGG